Messenger RNA from Macroventuria anomochaeta, 1329 nucleotides. RefSeq lists its product as uncharacterized. The record is from RefSeq and is a predicted model, not a curated record. NCBI's taxonomy places the organism in Eukaryota, Fungi, Ascomycota, Dothideomycetes, Pleosporales, Didymellaceae. The transcript is spliced from 2 exons. Bases 448 to 1146 code for a protein of 232 amino acids.
AAGCUCGACUUUGCCAUUACUCGAGAUAGGAGGCUAUGUGUGGCGUAUAAACAAUGACGUCACUGUUAGAUUGUCACACUUUUUCAGAACAUACCACCCAGCUAAGACACCCCUCCCCAAGCGCCAUGAAGUAUGGGAAGGAAGGCUUCGCAAUGCGUGCAUAACUCAUGACAAGCUCUGAAGGUAUAGGAACUCCCUCGUGUUAUUGACUUGGUGGUGUGAAGAUGAACUUCAACGGUGAUCCUCAUCAUCUUCGACCAAUCGGGUGGGUACCACGGCUGCAUGGAAGUCGCGAAACCGUGAGAUUGAGCUCGAACUUUCCUUUACAACAAGACUCUCGAGCACUGAAAUACACACGAUCGCUGGCUGUCUAGCAUUGACACACCCGUUGUUCAAAGACACCCUUCGGACUAGAUCGAUUGAUCUUCUUUCGCUGCAAACCCAACAAUGACCACUAGGCUGCACGGCAGCUGCAGCUGCGGUCGAUUCCGCCAUAUUGUCGACCUCCCCUCACAACACGCUGGACAAGCUGAAUUGCGGUACGACAACUCUUCCGCGUCACGCCAACACGCUGCCAGCCCACUCACACUGUGGCUCCGCGUGCCACUACCAUGGUACACCUCGGCAACGUUCGCGCAGCUCCCUGACGAGACGCACUCGAGCAUCCAACGUACCUUCAUAUCGCCAUACACGCCGACCACGUCCAACAAGUUCUGCGGAUACUGCGGCACCCAGCUUUCGUCAUGGAACGAGCGCACGCGCGAUGAAGCCGCGCACAUCUGUCUACCGGUAGGCAGUCUAUUGGACGAGGACCAAGAGCUGCUGAACACGCUGGGCUUCUUCGGCGACAGUAGCGAUGAGGAGACAAGCGUCGCUGGAUCCUCGCGGACAAAUCCUACGCGAACAGUCGCGCGGUCUGAGCCACAGGCGCGUGGCGCUCCAUGGUUCGAGGAGAUUGUGCGCAACACAACUUUGGGUCGUUUUAGACAGCAGCGCGGCGGACACUCAGACAACGGCGUGCAGGUGGAGUGGGAAGUCACCGAGUGGACAGAGGGCGACGACGAUGGUGAGAGUGGCAGCGCCACGCCGAGCAAGAGGAAGAUUGGUGAACUUGAGGCUGGAGACACUGAGAUGCGGUCCGCUUGAUGUCCGUUUUGACUGUCAUUAUGUGUCAACGCUACAGUAGAACAAGAUGCUCACGCGUAGGUACGAGAAUGACACGAAGGUAACGAUGAGGUGAUUCUAGACACCUUCGCAAAUGCAGGCACAUGCAACGGCUCGGAGCAACGACGGUGCAAUUUUGGGAGAACGUUUGAACGUAGACUACAU